Messenger RNA from Sphaeroforma arctica JP610, 263 nucleotides. RefSeq lists its product as hypothetical. Lineage: Eukaryota; Ichthyosporea; Ichthyophonida. The transcript has a single exon. Gene Ontology annotation, biological process: molybdenum incorporation into molybdenum-molybdopterin complex; Mo-molybdopterin cofactor biosynthetic process. The record is from RefSeq and is a predicted model, not a curated record. The annotation marks the transcript as partial. Gene Ontology annotation, molecular function: molybdopterin molybdotransferase activity. Gene Ontology annotation, cellular component: cytoplasm; cytosol.
AUGUCCUCAUUUUUCGGACCGGUCCUGUUUCUCGCGCACCAGGUGGAGGACACAGAGCUCGUGGAAGCCAGUGCGGACGGGAAGCGGGAGAUCCGGGUGCGCAUCCUGACCAAGGCUCACCAGGGGCAGGACAUCCGACACCCGGGCAUGGACAUUAAACCAGGAGAGGUGGUGGUGGCUGCAGGCACACGCUUGGGCGAGUGUGAGCUGGGUCUGCUAGCGAUGGUAGGAACGGCGACUGCGAGUGUAUACCGGAAACCAAG